AUGUUCGACGAGUACCUUCACGUCGGGGAGACAACUGGCCGCGAUUGUCUGAGGAAUUUUUGUAGGGGAAUUGUGGAGGCUUUUAGGAACACAUAUUUGCGAAGGCCAUCUACUGAGGAUUGCCAGAGCCUGAUGAGGAUGCAUGAGACGGUGCACGGCUUCCUUGGAAUGCUAGAGAGCAUCGAUUGUAUGCACUGGGAGUGGAAGAAUUGCCCAACGGCGUGGAGAGGCCAAUUUACUAGUGGCUACAAGGACAGCCACCCGACGAUGAUCCUCGAAGCCGUCGCUGACCAUCGGCUCUGGAUCUGGCAUGCAUGCUUUGGUGUAGCCGGGUCGAACAACGACAUCAACUUCCUCAACUCGUCCACCCUCUUCGCCGAUCAAUCCAGGGGUCGCAGUCCGACCAUCGAGUUCACUGCCAAUGGACGCCAAUAUCAUAUGGGGUACUACUUGGCCGAUGGCAUACGGACGGUGGCCUAUUUUUGUGAAGACGAUCAGGAGGCUACGCGAAAGGAUGUGGAGCGGGCUUUUGGUGUGCUCCAAUCGCGGUGGGCAUUAGUGAAAGGUCCGGCGCGUUUGUGGUUCAAGGAAGUCAUCGCCAAUGUCAUGUAUGCGUGCAUCAUCUUGCAUAACAUGAUAGUCGAACAAGAAGCUAGACAUGUCACCGAUUGGGCCGAUGAUGAAGGUGGAUCUAGCUCCAGCACGGCGACCCCGCCUGUCGCUCGAGGAUUACCGAUGGACUUCGGUGAGGUUCUAGCUAGGCAGACCUCAAUGCGCAGCCAACAAGACCAUGCGGCGCUCAUGAACGACAUGAUUGAAGAAGUUUGGAAGCGCCACGACCAUUGGGAAUUUGUAGUUUUUUUAUUUCUUACUGUAAUUUGA
Salvia hispanica is the source of this 882-nucleotide messenger RNA. The record is from RefSeq and is a predicted model, not a curated record. Lineage: Eukaryota; Viridiplantae; Streptophyta; Magnoliopsida; Lamiales; Lamiaceae.